AAAAUUUUUAUUGCAUAAUAAUUCCAAAGCUUCUCUUUAAAUAAUAAAAAGGCGACAUAUCUUUUCCAAGUCUGUACCGCAGCCAAAAAAAUAUUAAUAAAAAAAGUGAUAUCAUCUCUUACCAAUAGGCAUCAGUAUAAAAACUAUGCAACCGCUCUACGAUAACGUGAUUUCUGAUCAGCCACUCAUGUCAAACACUAACUAUCAACAACAUAACUAUAGCAACUAUAGCAAUAACGUCACUACCUCAUCUGAUCAGCAACUCAAUAUUUCUUCACCUAAUAAUGGGAUUUUUGAUCAACAAUCCAUGUCGGACAACAACGUCACCGUUUCUGAUCAACAAUAUCAGCCUCUCAAUAUCGCUUCACCUAAUCAUAAUCAUCAGCAACAAUAUCAAUAUAUUCAUCAACCCGGCAUUCCUAACAACACUACUAUUACUCCUGAUAACAAUUAUCAACAACCCAUGUCCAACAAUAACGUUACUAUUUCUGCUGAUAAUAAUCAUCACGCUUCAAACAAUAUUCCUCAUAAUAACAAUCAGCAGCAAUCCAACGUUUCACCUCCGCAACAAAAUCAACCUAGUGAUUCAUCUCAAUCCAAUAUCCUUCCUCUGCUUAAUUCGUUUGGUAUUAAUAUUAGUUCUCCUCAGGCGACUAUUAUUAUUAUGCCUACGACUAAUUCGGAUAUUCAAAAUCAGCUUCAGCAAGUUCUUGCUUAUUUGAAUCGUUCUCAACAAUAAAUUCGUAAUAUUCAAUGAAUAGGAUUUUUCAUGUUACAUAAUAUCAUUCUUUAUCCUUU
Messenger RNA from Rhizophagus irregularis DAOM 181602=DAOM 197198, 798 nucleotides. RefSeq lists its product as uncharacterized. The record is from RefSeq and is a predicted model, not a curated record. Lineage: Eukaryota; Fungi; Glomeromycota; Glomeromycetes; Glomerales; Glomeraceae.